Corticium candelabrum is the source of this 828-nucleotide messenger RNA. Its product is annotated as mannose-P-dolichol utilization defect 1 protein-like. The coding region runs from base 9 to 734 and encodes 241 amino acids. The record is from RefSeq and is a predicted model, not a curated record. The transcript has 5 exons. NCBI's taxonomy places the organism in Eukaryota, Metazoa, Porifera, Homoscleromorpha, Homosclerophorida, Plakinidae.
GUGGCACCAUGGCGACGUUAUUCGAAAGUCUCGUUUUACUCUUUCUGCCUCGUCACUGUUACGAGCAGUUCUUUCUACAGUUCGAUUUUUUUCACGUUGAAUGUUGGAAGAUGUUUAUUAGCCGGGCUCUAGGUUAUGGUGUCAUUCUAGGAUCAACAGGGGUGAAGUUGCCGCAGAUGAUCAAGAUUUAUAAUGCUGGCAGUGUGGGAGGUCUCAGUCUUACUUCCUUUUUGCUUGAAUUGAUGGCAGUUACAUGCACAAUGACAUACAACAUUGCCAAUCAUUACCCUUUCAGCACAUGGGGUGAGUCUUUCUUUGUUUCCCUUCAGUGUGCGGUGCUAGUUGUGAUGUACUUCUACUAUACCAACAACAAACUCUGUGCGGCAAUGUCUCUUCCAAUAUAUGUUUUCAUAACAUAUCUGCUGGGUUCUGGUAUCACACCUAUGGCAGUUCUCAUAAACCUUCAAGCUACUACCAUUCCUGUUAUGACGUUUAGCAAGUCAUUCCAGGUUUGGGCGAACUACAAGAAUGGAAACACUGGUCAGUUGUCUGCAAUCACAACGUUCCUCAAUCUGGCAGGAACCCUCGCUCGGAUCUUCACCACUCUUCAAGAAGUAAACGAUGCUCUUAUUCUUUUCUCAUUUAUCAUCAGCUCUACUUUGAAUGGAACCUUGGCCUUCCAAAUAGUGUACUACUGGAAUGUCAAAGUGCCCGAUGAGUCUAAAGACAAAUGAGUCUUGUUGUAUCUCUAGUGGGGACAACAUGUUUCUAUUAACCUAUGAUUUGACAUUACAUUCAGUUCGUUGUACUACCCACUAUGACAGUGAA